Messenger RNA from Lodderomyces theae, 1482 nucleotides. RefSeq names its product Hgt18p (gene HGT18). Lineage: Eukaryota; Fungi; Ascomycota; Pichiomycetes; Serinales; Debaryomycetaceae. The record is from RefSeq and is a predicted model, not a curated record. Gene Ontology annotation, molecular function: hexose transmembrane transporter activity. Gene Ontology annotation, biological process: monosaccharide transmembrane transport. The transcript has a single exon. Gene Ontology annotation, cellular component: membrane. Bases 1 to 1482 code for a protein of 493 amino acids.
AUGCCACCAUCACAGCAUGUGCAGCAUGCACAGCAUGCACAACAACUGAAACUCACAGCCAACUUGAUUUUUUCAGUCUCAACAAUAUGUCUUGGAUCGUUGCAAUUUGGAUAUCACAUGGCAGAACUCAACUCCCCUGAGUUAGUACUCACAUGCAAACGCUCACAACCAGGACAAGUCCCUUAUAUGGAUUCGUUUUGGGGGUCUCGCGGUUACCUCCAAUGCAUACCAAUGUCCCCUGAUCAAAUUGGUCUUGUCACGUCGAUAUUUUCCAUUGGGGGAUUAGUGGGGUCAUUCUAUGUGGGCCAUUUAGCUGACAAGUACGGUAGAAAAUUGACCAGUUAUUUGCAUUGUGCAAUGUACAUUAUAGGAUCUGUAUUGAAUGGAUUGGCCAAUACUUUUUAUGGACUCAUUUUUGGCAGGUUUAUAUGUGGAUUAGGUGCCGGGUCGGCUUUGGUCAUUACGUCCUUGUACAUUAAUGAAGUUUCACCAACACACACAAAGGGUUUAUUAGGAUCAAUGAAUCAAGUCAGCAUUAAUGUGGGUAUUCUACUUACACAAUUGCUUUCUCUCAAGUGGUCUAACGAUAAUGAUUGGAGGUGGCUUUUGAUUACUGCGGGUGUGAUAGCUGCUGUUAAUGUGAUUGUAUUAACUAUCUGGGUCGACGAGUCUCCGGUGUGGUUGGUAAACCAGGGCAAUCACGACCAAGCGUAUACGGUGUUGCAUAGAUUGAGAGGUGGGAGUUAUUCUGGAGUAACUGCUGAAGUUAAUGGCUGGAAGAGCAAUGACGAAUCGACUGAGGAGAGCAACUCAUUAAUGGAGAAUGGGGAGUUAGGUACGGAACACGGACUGUCCAAGUCUACUGCUACUUUAUGGGAAUAUGUUACGUCUCCUGAAUUCAGACCUUCGCUCAUUGCGUCAACUGGCGUUUUGAUUUUACAACAGUUUGAUGGAAUAAAUUCAAUCAUUUUUUAUGGAGUGUCUGUUUUGGUUUCGGUGUUCCCCAACCAUUCAAUCUUGAUUAAUUGUUUGAUUUCGUUGGUGAAUGUUGUCGUGACGUUUGGAUCUGCUACAAUUGUCGAUAAAGUGGGACGUAAACCCUUGUUACUUACCUCGGUGACAUUUCUCGGUGUGGCAACAGUGUUGAUGGGCUUGGGAAUCUUAUGGACCAAUUCCGUAAUGUCAAUCAUUGGUACAUUCACGUACAUCGCCUUCUUCGCCAUUGGUCUUGGCCCAAUCCCCUUCUUGCUAGUGGGUGAAGUGACUCAAACUAAAGCCAAGGCAUCUGCACAAAGUUUUGGAACCAGCUUGAAUUGGAUUGCCACAUUCAUUGUGGGUUAUCUGUUCCCAGUAUUGUUGCAUGCAAUAGGCGGUUCUGUCUACUUUAUAUUUACGAUAAUGUGUGGUUUCAGUAUAUGGUUUAUCAGAACUUAUGUCCCCGAAACAAAAGGUAAACUGUCUCACGCUGAAGUAUGGGGGUAG